GUGUAUGACAGCGAUUUGACAAUUCAGGCAGCAGCAGCGGAGAGCACAAUUCUGCAGCUGCUGCUGCUACAGGCACUGAAAACUCACAUUUCCUCCUCUCUCUUUGAACCAUCUGCAUGCUGAGAAGCGUACUUUGCCAGGCAGCAUCCUCCAACCCCGGCGAUAUUCUUCAUCCCCCGGCAGCACCAUCCGCUGGCAGGCAGCAGCCAUUCGUCCCCCACCAGAAUCCAGCUCCUGGCAGCAGCCUCCAUCCUUCAGCAGCCUCCAUUCCUUAGCAGGCAAAACCAGCCAUCCCCCGCCACAGCAGUCACCCCCUCCCCAGCAUCACCCAUGCUCUAGCAUCAUCCAUCCCCAACAGCAUCCAGGCCCUGCAGCCUCUUGCUCUCUCUCUCCCCCCGAUGGGACAGCUGCCAGCAUGAGCACCGAUGCCAGCCACCUGCCUGCGGGUUCCCAGGAGGCGAGUGGGGCUAUUUGGACUCCAUCCAGCUGGAUGGCUUCCGACGUCCCUCCCAACGCCAGCGCCUCCUUGGCACAGCUGGAUCAGUGGCAAAGGGCAGAGGAGUGGGGUGGCACUACCGGAGAGAUUGCGGGCACGGUAGUGAUCCAGUGUGUCUACGCCCUGGUGUGCCUGCUAGGCCUGCUCGGCAACUCACUGGUGAUCUUCGUCAUCCUGCGCUACGCCAAGAUGAAGACGGCCACCAACAUCUACCUGCUCAACCUGGCCAUCGCCGACGAGCUCCUCAUGCUCAGCAUCCCCUUCGUGGCGACCUCCGCUGCGCUGCACCACUGGCCCUUCGGCCGGGCCCUGUGCCGCACCGUGCUGGGCGUGGACGGGCUUAACAUGUUCACCAGCGUCUUCUGCCUGACCGUGCUCAGCCUGGACCGCUACAUCGCUGUGGUGCACCCACUGCGGGCAGCCACCUAUCGCCGGCCCAGGGUGGCCAAGAUGGUCAACGGAGGGGUCUGGCUGCUCUCGCUUCUGGUGGCCUCGCCCAUCCCCAUCUUCGCCGGCACAGCCGCUACGCACGACGGCCGAGCGGUGGCCUGCAACCUGCUGUGGCCUAGUCCGGCCUGGUCAGCUGCCUUUGUGGUCUACACGACCUUGCUGGGUUUCCUGCUGCCAGUGCUGGCCAUGGGCCUCUGCUACCUGCUGAUUGUGGGCAAGAUGCGGGCGGUGGCUCAGCGGGUGGGCUGGCAGCAGCGGCGGCGCUCGGAGGGGAAGCUGACCCGGCUGGUGUUGAUCGUGGUGGCCAUGUUCGUGGUGUGCUGGAUGCCCUUUUAUGUGGUUCAGCUGGUGAACCUGCUGCUGCCCGGCCACCUGGAUGCCACGGUGAACAAUGCCUCUGUCAUCCUCAGCUACUCCAACAGCUGCGCCAACCCCAUCCUCUAUGGCUUCCUCUCGGAGAACUUCAGGCACUCCUUCCACGGGGUGCUGCGGCGGUGCUGCGAUGCCCGCUUCUGCUGCUGCUGCCACCCGGACCUGGGCGCCGCUGAGGAGGAAGAGGAGGAGGAGCCGCUCGAUUACUGUGCCGUCCCCAAGGGGGAGGAGACGAGCAAGGGCUGCAUGUGCCCAUCUUUGCAUUGCCAGCGGGAGCCGGUGCACCCUGAGCCCUGCUGUACGCCUGGCACCCUCCUUGCAAAGACCACCACCUUCUAGACGGCACGUGUCCUCCUCCUCGGGACCGCUGCCCUCUGAAAGGGUGCCUCCUCCUGGCCCAGCCCCCGUCUUGGCAGGACCAGCAUCUUGUAAUGAGCACCAUCGCCCCGCCGCUGCAUCUCACCCUUCACAAACAGACGAACGGGGUAAAGAAGCCUGCGUGAGUCCUCAGCGUGAGGGCCAGUUGCUUCUGGCUGCGGCUGGGAUGGGGCUUGUACGGGUGCUGGGUAAGCUGGCUGAGAGACCUGCACCUGCUUUUUUCUCUUUGGGUGGCCGGGCUUGUGUCUUGAUCGAUUCCUUCUGUAGCCUGAGCAGCCCCUCGCCACUGAGACCAUGGGGGCCAUGCUUGGAGUAAGGAGCCACUCAAGGUGGCAAAGGGCCUAGAAUGAGGAUACUCUUAGCCACUCCCAUCCCUGGGCACUUGCUCACAGGGCAGGGUUCUAUGCUGGGCUUCUCUG
This is a messenger RNA of Mauremys reevesii (Reeves's turtle), 2115 nucleotides long. It is a transcript of the gene SSTR4, whose product is annotated as somatostatin receptor 4. Gene Ontology annotation, biological process: cellular response to glucocorticoid stimulus; neuropeptide signaling pathway. Lineage: Eukaryota; Metazoa; Chordata; Testudines; Geoemydidae. The record is from RefSeq and is a predicted model, not a curated record. The transcript has a single exon. Bases 416 to 1657 code for a protein of 413 amino acids. Gene Ontology annotation, cellular component: neuron projection; membrane. Gene Ontology annotation, molecular function: neuropeptide binding; somatostatin receptor activity.